Pungitius pungitius (ninespine stickleback) is the source of this 985-nucleotide messenger RNA. RefSeq lists its product as uncharacterized. The coding region runs from base 353 to 985 and encodes 210 amino acids. The record is from RefSeq and is a predicted model, not a curated record. The transcript is spliced from 5 exons. Lineage: Eukaryota; Metazoa; Chordata; Actinopteri; Perciformes; Gasterosteidae.
GGAGAGGAGAGGAUUUCUGCACCACGGUACCGUACAGGAAUACACGUUAGUAUCCAAACUUAAGUGUGUUUACAUAUGGCUAUAAGGUGUAAUCAACCAAUUCAUAUUUAGAGAAAAUAAAUCUGUCACAAGCACAUUAUAAUAAUCAUGUAAUGUUAAAAGUAGUUGUUUAUCAUCAAGCAAACAGUGGAAAUAUUAAGGCUCAUCAUCCAAGAAUAGCCAAACACCUCAAGCUAUCGGCCUUGUGUGAAAACCUAUCCCUGAAGCUUGGGCGGACACGUGGGCAGACGAGGAUUCUAACCUCCACCGUACAAAGGGAAGAGACAACUCAGACCUAGUAAGACACUCCAAUAUGUUUAGACCGUCGUACAGAAGUUCAAGUCCAUUCACCCUCACCUCGGACCUGGAUAUGUGGGACACCAAAUCACGCCUUAGAGCUCAGACCUCAGCAUGGUGUGGUAUGGCACAUGUUUCUGGGACAGAGUUCCUGUCCAAAGUCAGCACCAACACAUCUGGGAGCGCUGGUGGCUUCAGACAGACUGACCCGAGCCUGAGGAAGUGGCAGUCAUUGUCCCAUCUGGUAUCUGAGGGUGCUACACGAACCUUUCCACCAUCUCCGGGGGCUGAAUUAAGGGCUUCCCGAUGUGAAGGUAACGUCAGACAAGCAGGAGGGGUGCAGUGGCUGCGGGAUGCUCACAAGCAUUUGGACACUCAGCUGGAACAACUGAGGACCAGAAAUUCACAGCUGAACACAAACAUAACUGCUGCACAACUGCUCGACAUGAAACACAAGGAUAACGAGUGUGAGAAGGGUCGGCAACGUGGAGAGCUUCACGAAAAGGUCCUACAGCUGGAGAAAGACCUUAUACAAAUGAGGUGUGCUUUGAAGAGAGGGAGCAGUGAUCCAUCAAAUGAAACAUUACCGAUGACGCAUGAAGUCUUUCACAGACAGGUGUGUAAUCUUCGUUCUUGUUUAAGAGAAUAA